CAGGUUGACAGAUGGUACACACCUUUAAUCCCAGCACGAGGAUGGAUCUUUGAGUGAGGCCAGCCUGCUACUGUGUUUUUCAGUUGUAGAUUCACCUUUUUGAAUAACUUUGUUAAACAAAACAGCAAAUAGUUCUAAGUACUAAAAAAGAACCAACAAAAUAAAACAAAAACCAAAACCUUGUGAUCAUUAUAUUUUUUUUCAACUUUCAGCUUUUGACUUUUAGGUGGUGUACUGAGGAUGGAACUCGGCCUUUGACAUACCAGGCAAAAGCACACUAAGCUUCAGUGUGCUUCAUCUCUAGCCCAGCUUCAGAUUUUGUAAGAGUGUGGUCAAAGUAGAUGGUGUUGGAACUCUUGACUAAAUUUUCUUUUUCUUACCAGGGUCAGUUGCUUCCAUUUCUGCAUGGACAGUGAGUAAGGGUUUUGCAGGAUUAUCUUUUUAAAUUGUGAAAUAAAACUUUUGUAUAUAUAACCUGUUUGAAAAAAAUAGAAUGAGAUUAGAUAACAUCUAAUAAAUACCGAGAAAUACCUUCCUCUUACACUCUUAAUACUUUUUUGUUUAGGGCAGACUAAUGCUACAUGAACAGGCCUUCAGCAUUUGAAGAGAACUGUUACAGAUCUUCUGAGUUGGAAAGCUUGAUGAUUAUCAGGAACGAAUGAACAAAGGGGAAAGGCUCAAUCAAGAUCAGCUGGAUGCUGUAUCUAAGUACCAGGAAGUCACAAAUAAUUUGGAAUUUGCAAAGGAAUUACAGAGGAGUUUCAUGGCACUAAGUCAGGAUAUUCAGAAAACCAUAAAGAAGACUGCACGUCGGGAGCAGCUUAUGAGAGAAGAAGCAGAGCAGAAGCGCUUAAAAACUGUUCUUGAGUUACAGUACGUACUGGAUAAACUGGGAGAUGAUGAAGUCAGAACAGAUCUGAAACAAGGUUUGAACGGAGUGCCAAUAUUGUCUGAAGAAGAACUGUCAUUAUUAGAUGAAUUCUACAAGUUAGUAGACCCCGAGCGGGACAUGAGUUUAAGGUUAAAUGAGCAGUACGAACAUGCCUCUAUUCACUUGUGGGACUUGCUGGAAGGGAAAGAGAAGCCUGUAUGUGGAACAACCUAUAAAUUACUAAAAGAAAUUGUUGAGCGUGUUUUUCAGUCAAGCUACUUUGACAGCUCUCACAGUCAUCAGAAUGGGCUGUGUGAGGAGGAAGAGGCAACCUCAGCACCUACAGUGGAAGACCAGGUAGCUGAAGCAGAACCUGAGCCAACAGAAGAAUACACGGAGCAAAGUGAGGUUGAAUCAACAGAGUAUGUCAAUAGACAAUUCAUGGCAGAAACACAGUUCACCAGUGGUGAGAAGGAGCAAGUAGAUGAGUGGGCAGUUGAAACAGUUGAGGUGGUAAACUCACUCCAGCAGCAGCCUCAGGCUGCAUCUCCGUCAGUACCAGAACCCCACUCUUUGACCCCAGUGGCUCAGUCAGAUCCACUUGUGAGACGGCAGCGAGUUCAAGAUCUAAUGGCCCAAAUGCAGGGACCCUAUAAUUUCAUACAGGAUUCAAUGUUGGAUUUUGAAAAUCAGACGCUUGAUCCUGCCAUAGUUUCUGCACAACCUAUGAACCCUACCCAAAACAUGGAAAUGCCUCAGCUUGUUUGCCCUCCGGUUCAUUCUGAAUCUAGACUUGCCCAACCUAAUCAAGUUCCUGUACAACCAGAAGCCACACAGGUUCCUUUGGUUUCGUCCACAAGUGAGGGGUAUACAGCGUCUCAACCCUUGUACCAACCUUCGCAUGCUACAGAGCAGCGGCCACAAAAGGAGCCAAUGGAUCAGAUUCAGGCAGCAAUAUCUCUAAAUACAGACCAGACUACAGCAGCAUCAUCCCUUCCGGCUGCUUCUCAGCCUCAAGUGUUCCAGACUGGGACAAGUAAACCCUUGCAUAGCAGCGGAAUAAAUGUAAAUGCGGCUCCAUUCCAAUCCAUGCAAACGGUGUUCAAUAUGAAUGCCCCAGUUCCUCCUGUUAAUGAACCAGAAACCUUGAAACAACAGAAUCAGUACCAGGCUAGUUACAAUCAGAGUUUUCCCAGUCAGCCUCACCAAGUGGAGCAAACAGAGCUUCAGCAAGAUCAACUGCAAACGGUGGUUGGCACUUACCAUGCUUCCCAGGACCAGCCCCAUCAAGUGCCUGGCAACCACCAGCAGCCCCCCCAGCAGAACUCUGGCUUUCCACGUAGCAGUCAGCCUUACUACAACAGUCGUGGAGUGUCCCGAGGAGGAUCUCGUGGUGCCAGAGGCUUAAUGAAUGGAUACAGGGGCCCUGCCAAUGGAUUUAGAGGAGGAUAUGAUGGUUACCGCCCUUCGUUCUCAAACACUCCAAACAGUGGUUAUACACAAUCUCAGUUCAGUGCUCCCCGGGACUACUCUGGCUACCAGCGGGAUGGAUAUCAGCAGAAUUUCAAGCGAGGCUCUGGGCAGAGUGGACCACGGGGAGCCCCACGAGGUCGUGGAGGGCCCCCAAGACCCAACAGAGGGAUGCCGCAAAUGAACACUCAGCAAGUGAAUUAAUGUGAUUCACAGGAUUAUGUUUAAUCGCCAAAAAAACACUGGCCAGUGUACCAUAAUAUGUUACCAGAAGAGUUAUUAUCUAUUUGUUCUCCCUUUCAGGAAACUGAUUGUAAAGGGACUGUUCAUCCCAUAAAGACAGGACUACAGUUGUCAGCUUUAUAUUACCUGGAUAUGGAAGGAAACAAUUUCUACUCUGCAUGUUCUGUCCUAAGUGUCAUCUUGAGCCUUGCACACGAUACUCAGAUUUCUCACCCUUGCUUAGGAGUAAAACAUUAUAUUCUUAUGGGGUGAUAAUAUCUCCACAGUUAUUUGAAGUGGCUUGGGGGAAAAAAGCAAGUUUGACUUUCUGAUAUUGGAUAAAAUGUACAAUCAGCCCUAGAAUUAGUCAAUGGUAAUCGACAAAGUUAAAGCAUUUUCCUUGAAAGGAAGAUGAAAGGAGUGGAGUGUGGUUUGGCAAAGCAACUACAUUUCACAGCUUUUCCCGUUAAACUGGAGCGCCGACUGAUUAAAAGUAUACCAAAUUAUGCUUGGGUCCUGAAUCACACAAGUGAGGCUGUCUACCAGCCGUCUUGCAGCACUAGUCAUCUGGCCAGACGACUGGGAUUAAAAACACAUGUCAAUUACUUUUCAGUAGUGGAUAUGUUAUAAGACAAAGCCAAAAUGCAAAUAAGGCUUAGAGUGGCUCUUCUGGAAAAAUA
Molecule: messenger RNA, 3243 nt
Organism: Arvicola amphibius (Eurasian water vole)
Lineage: Eukaryota; Metazoa; Chordata; Mammalia; Rodentia; Cricetidae
Gene: Caprin1
Product: cell cycle associated protein 1
Exons: 18
Coding region: 659-2545 (628 amino acids)
Cellular component (GO): cytoplasm
Molecular function (GO): RNA binding
Source: RefSeq, a predicted model, not a curated record